ACAUGUCUGGCCUAAGUGGACCUCUCGUGCUUGUUUGUUGGAUCACCAUUCUCUGUUGGGUAGAUUGUAGCCCCUCUCAGCAGGACGAUAUGGCACCUCUUAAAGUUGAAUUCCAUUCUUUGGACUUCAGAAAUAUCUUACACUGGAAACACCCACAUAUGUCUGCCAAUGGCCUGAAAUAUUUUGUUCAGUAUAAAGUAUAUGGGGACAAAGAGUGGACUAAUUGUGAACACUGUCAAGGCACCAGAAUGCUCCAGUGUGACCUGAGUGAGGUGACAUCAGAUCCCAGAGAAUGGUAUUAUGCCAAGGUCCGUUCCCUCUCCCCUAAAGGCCCCUCAUCAUGGGUCAUCAGCUCCAGAUUUCACCCUCAGUGGGAUACCAGCUUCAGCCCACCCCGGAUAAGGCCGAGAGUGACAGGACAAGGCAUUUCGGUUCAGAUCAGAUCUCCAAGAGCUCCACUGCGAGGACAGAAGGGCAAUAGGAUACGAGUGACACAACUGCAGAAACUGAUAUUCAGGAUAUACCUAAUGCACAACGAUGUAGAAGAGGAAGUCCUCGAAACAGACAGUUGCUCAAAGGAGCUUGUGAUCCAGGGGCUGCGUCCCAAAACCACCUACUGCCUCCAUGCUGUGUCCGUGAUUCCUCUCACAGGCCGCAAGAGCUUACGGAGUUCCAGCACCUGUAUCAGCACUCACUGAGGGCAAGGGAGUCUCCCACAGGCUGAAGCUUUUUCUGGACAUUCCUUAGACACAUAUUACACACUUACGUGCACACACACAUAUACACACACUACAUAGUUAAAUAUCUGCAAAUUCCCACAAAUGUCAUGUUUACUACAAGAUCGAGUCUUGGCCUUAGUGUACAUUAUUUUAGGUAAGGGAUAGUUCACCCAAAAAUGAAAAUCAUGACUUUCUUCUUGGGAAAAGAUGCUAGACAAACUAAACAUUUAGGAGAACUAUACUUUUAAGGUUAACGCCUGUAGGAAAUAAAUGUAUAAACAAAUGCAGUGAUGUGUUUUAAGGCAGAAAGAUGAACACUUUUUUUUAACCCAAUGCUCCAACAUACCAAAUUUUCAACAAAUGAAGAGAGAUCCAGCACAUGACAAGUGGAAGAAAUCAUGAAAGAAAAUUGUGAGAAGACCAAAAUGUAAAUGUUGUAUAAAGGAUUUAUUGGUCACUUGUGUACAGUAAAAUAGUAGAAUUUGAUAUAAAUGAGAUGCUUGUGGGCUCAGCCCUUUUUUCUUUGAGCCCUCCUGGAGCAAAUGACCAGUUUGGUGAAGCAUCACCAGUCUAUCUCUGAAUAGAACAGCUUUAAACAUUAAAUUGGUCACAUGGGUAAGCCAUUGGAUAAAAACAAAUCUAUUUGCAGUGCACAUGUACCAUGUAACAAUUUUUCUAAACCACUUUGCACUCCAAACGGAAACCACGUACCCCAAGAAAGUAUGGGCAACUUCAACUUUGGUGAAAACACAACUCUUCUUUUGCUUAAUUCCAACUCCACUGAAGACUGUUUUGUCUUUCACAUUUUUGUGUCCUUCACAGCCCAAAUGAAACAACUAUUAAGGUUUGAUAUAUGUAAUUCUCCUAUUUCAGGAGAAAUGAUUGUGCUUAAAUAAUACCAGAUGAAUCCCUCAAAA
Molecule: messenger RNA, 1636 nt
Organism: Myxocyprinus asiaticus (Chinese sucker)
Lineage: Eukaryota; Metazoa; Chordata; Actinopteri; Cypriniformes; Catostomidae
Product: interleukin-22 receptor subunit alpha-2-like
Exons: 6
Coding region: 3-698 (231 amino acids)
Molecular function (GO): protein binding
Source: RefSeq, a predicted model, not a curated record